AUGGGGCCCCCACACGAUGGUGGUGUUAUAGAAGGAGUUUCGAUGAAGCCAACAGCUGGCGAGGGGCCCCUCACCGGGGGCCCCGCUGAGAGUACCCUUGAGGGGGCCCCUGGAGAGGGGCCCCUCGAAGAAAAGCCAGCUAUUGGGGGGCCCCCAGAGGGGGCCCCAGCGGGGCCCCCCGCAGGGCCUCUAGAGGGGCCCCCAGAGGGGCCCCCAGAGGGGCCCCCUGGGGGUUCUUUGCACCAGCUGCUGCAGCAAGAGCACUCACUGCAGCAGGUGCAGCAGCAGCAACAGCAGCAGCAGCAGCAGCAGCAGCAGCAGGAGCUGCAGCAGCGACAGAAUCUAAACUGGCCCUCACAGCAGCAGCAGCAGCAGCAGCAGCAGCAGGAGCUGCAGCAGCGACAGAAUCUAAACUGGCCCUCGCGAGAGUUGCAGACUCGCCGCUAG
Molecule: messenger RNA, 447 nt
Organism: Eimeria mitis
Lineage: Eukaryota; Apicomplexa; Conoidasida; Eucoccidiorida; Eimeriidae
Exons: 3
Coding region: 1-447 (148 amino acids)
Source: RefSeq, a predicted model, not a curated record